Molecule: messenger RNA, 1758 nt
Organism: Pocillopora verrucosa
Lineage: Eukaryota; Metazoa; Cnidaria; Anthozoa; Scleractinia; Pocilloporidae
Source: RefSeq, a predicted model, not a curated record
AUGGCAUACUUAAGACAAAGAGCAAUGGAGAUACUGAAAGAAGAGAAGCAAAAGAACGACGUCAAUAUUCUCAUACUAGGAGAGACUGGGGUUGGAAAGUCCACCUGGAUAAAUGGGAUCGCCAAUUACUUCAAGCAUGAAUCUCUCGAAGCUGCCAAGAAUGAAUCUGAUUUCGAAGUCUUGAUUCCAAUCAGGUUUUCCUUUACAAAUGAAGAUGGCAAAGAAGUGGACAUCUCCUUUGGAAAGGAUGACAAUGAGGUGUGCGUUACUGGUCAGUCUGCUACGCAGUUUCCCCAGACGUAUACGUUUGAGACAGAGAACGAAAGGUUCAAUCUAAUUGACACUCCAGGCAUUGGGGACAGUCGUGGCACUGAACAGGACAAUAAAAACUUUGCUAACACCUUGGACUUCCUGACCUGCUACGACAAGAUCAAUGCCGUUGUUGUACUUCUCAAGCCGAACAAUGCAAGGUUAACAGUGGCCUUCAGGUUCUGUGUGUUGGAGUUGCUGACCCACCUUCACAAGUCGCUUGUGUCAAACAUAAUAUUCGCCUACACUAACUCUAGAUCAACUAUGUACAGACCUGGGGACACUCUUCCAGCGCUUAAGAAACUCUUGAACGAGCAUAAGAUAACAAUGGAUCAUUCAGCCAAGUCAAAUCACUUUUGCUUUGACAACGAAGCUUUCAGGUUUCUUGCCUGCCUUAAGAAAGGAAUAGAGUUUGAGGACGAUGAAGUUGAUCUCUAUUCUAAGAGCUGGACCAAGUCGCGCGACACAACCACCAAGCUUUUUGAACGAGUUAUGAAAGUGAAACCUCACGAGACAACAAAGACGCUGAGCCUGAACGAGGCGAGGAAUUACGUACUUGCCCUAAGCAAACCAAUGGGGGAGGCUGUUCGCCUGAUUAGUAAAAACUUAAUGAUACUCAAAGAGAAGGAAGAAGAGUUGCAAGUUUUUGACGCUGACAUCAAAGCUUUCCAGGCGCAACUAAAAUUCAAAGGGUUUGACCUUGAAAUUGAACAAAUUGAAUACCCCAUGACUGUUUGUGCAGCCGAUAAAUGCAAGACAUAUGAAGCUGUCGGUGAGACUAGAGAAAGAAACGUGAUUUACUCUCAGAUCUGUCACGAUCACUGCUACCUUACAGGCGUAUCGGUCGAGACUAUGAACAACGAGCAACUUCGUACCUGUCGAGUAAUGGUUGACGGGAAGUGCACAGAAUGCCAACACGACUUCAGAAGCCACAUGCACAUUACCUACAAAGCCUCUCUUGUGGAAAAGGAAUUCCUCUGUAAAGAAGCACAGCAGCUCAUUAUGGAAAAGGAAGACAAGAAGUCUCAGAAGGAAGCACUUGUUGCUACAUUGGAGGAGACAAUCCAGGAACUAAAGAAAGAAAAGGAGUAUAUUUUUGAAUGCGCUAGCUAUUUCGGUGUCUUUCUUAACGAGAAUGCUUUGAUCCCCUACAACGACUCCUUUAGUGAUUACCUCGACAUGCUGAUCCAAGAUGAGGAAAGCAAGAAUAAGGAUAUCAGAGACCAAAAGAAGAUUCAAACGAUGAAAAAGGAAAAGGAGACAUACGAGGAGACAAAACGAGUCAUCGAGACCUCUAGAAAUAUGGCGGACCCAAGCAAAGUUGUUCCCACAGAUAUCCAUAAAAGGAAAAACCAGCUUUGUUCACUAAAACACAAUGGGAAGUCAUUGAAAAGAGCUCUGGAUGGAGUCAUGUCAGGCCGCAAAAAAGUGUACAAAGAAGAGCGGUAA